UUGCUUCGUAGUUUCUUUCCUCUUUCUUGAUCCUCAAGGUUUUAAAAAAAUAAAAAAACACGUCCAAAUCCAAAACUCCUUCGUGUUGUGUACUCUUACUACUCGUUCUUCACUAUAUAUAUAAACCGACUUCACACAUAACCCUAUCUAUUCUCUAUAUAAACUCACAAUUCACAUACUUUGAUACUCCAAUCUUUCAAAACAGACUUUCUCUCUAAAGACUCUGAUAAACCCUUUCUACAACAAAAAGACAUAUAUGGCGGUGAAGAGAUUCAUGGACGAAUCAGAUGACGCGGCUAAUUGUUUGAUGCUGCUUUCUAAAGUAGGUUUGAGUAGUACUCAUCAUACUAGUAGUUUUGAUACCGAACCUUCAUCAUCGGAAUCCGAUUAUUCCGAGGGGGCGGCCGUGGCAGGGUUCAUGGCGGUGGCGGGUCCGUCCGGGAGGGUUUUCGAGUGCAAGACGUGUAAGAAACAGUUUCCGACGUUUCAAGCUUUAGGCGGUCACCGGGCGAGUCAUAAGAAGCUUAAGCUUGUGGCGGAGCUUCUAACUCAGCCCAGUGACGCUGGCGGGGUCAUGAUGAUGAAGAAGAAGAAGAAGAAGAGGCACGCUUGCUCGAUUUGCGGGCUUGAGUUUCCACUAGGGCAAGCUUUAGGGGGACAUAUGAGAAGGCAUCGGGCCGAAUUGUCGGAACUUAAGGCUGAGAUUAGCGGUGAUGAUCAUAGUAGUGCUGCUGCGGAGCCGGAGCCCGAGACACCGGUGGGUCCGACAACGGUGCCGUUUCAACCGGCAGCCGUCGUCUUGAAGACGUCGAAUAGUCGGAGUGUUAGGGUUUUUGGGGUGGAUUUGAAGCAAGAGAUACUCAAGAGUAGUCCUGCGGCUCCCUUAGUAAAUUGUUUUAUUUAAUUAAUUCGAUGUUCGAUAGAUAUUCUCGCUAGAUAUAGUUGAAUUCCAUAUUCUGUACAUAAGAAUUUUGUUAAUGCUCUUCCUAUUUGGUUGAAUGGGAGGAUAUUGAGAUUCAUUUAUUCAUGGGUUAUUAAUUUGAGUGAAUUUUUAUACUUAUUAUUUAUUAUUCUUAUUUUUCUGGCUUCAUUUCUGGUGCUCUCUUGAUAACAUAUGCAUAUUGGACUUUGAAGUUAAUUGCUGUCUUCUACAUGGGAUGCGGAACAAGUUUUUAUUCAAUUUGGUAUCAGAAACUAACGUACAUUUAACAUUGUCCAUAUUCAGAAACUAGCUAGUA
Molecule: messenger RNA, 1238 nt
Organism: Oldenlandia corymbosa var. corymbosa
Lineage: Eukaryota; Viridiplantae; Streptophyta; Magnoliopsida; Gentianales; Rubiaceae
Source: the annotation of a GenBank genome assembly